This is a messenger RNA of Paramacrobiotus metropolitanus, 1747 nucleotides long. RefSeq names its product mitogen-activated protein kinase kinase kinase A-like. NCBI's taxonomy places the organism in Eukaryota, Metazoa, Tardigrada, Eutardigrada, Parachela, Macrobiotidae. The coding region runs from base 323 to 1468 and encodes 381 amino acids. The transcript is spliced from 2 exons. Gene Ontology annotation, biological process: protein phosphorylation. Gene Ontology annotation, molecular function: protein serine/threonine kinase activity; ATP binding. Gene Ontology annotation, cellular component: cytoplasm. The record is from RefSeq and is a predicted model, not a curated record.
GGUGCAGUGCGCUGUUCUGUACGCAGUACGCUGUAAACAACAACGUAAGAAACACCGUGAUGGUUUGCAAUGAAUUGGAGGGAGCUGCCUAAUUUACGCAGUACGUUAUCAGCGGGGAUUAUAUUUAGGCAGUAUUAAAUCCUUUUUCAUUACGCUUUCAUUACUCUUAGUUUGUGGUUGUGGUGGGUGAUACAACCCAAUCCAGUGCAUGUGCCAGCGUUUAUUACGCAACGCACGAUAGGUGUAAGUCAAUUAUUAUUCCUCUUUUGCCUUAUACUUCAACUGCUCGCUUAUAAACAAAUCAUUGGAAGCGUUACAUGCGAUGGAAAACCAAGGCGCCAAAGUAUAUUCGGAGCGCACGGACUCCAUAAGAAUAAUCAACACACAACCGCAUCCACUCUUCGGCGAUACACCACAGUGUCACUUCCAGAUAGGAGAGAUCCAGUUAGUUAGAAAUCCGGACAAGGUCACUGGACAAAAAGUAGAAAUCUGGCGAUUCCAGCUGUGGAAUGAAAAUGAAAAAGCCGAACGAGAAUUGUAUACCAAAGCUUUCAGCAAGUUGUUGAACCUGCUGAAAACAACCUAUCCAGAAUAUCGAAAAAUUGGACGACUGCGAGCUGACAGUGCGAACGUGGUUCGCUUCCUUGGAUGGCAGUUUACGCCAUCCAUCAAUUUAAUUUCGAGACCGGAGUUUCAGGUGAUUGCCGAAUGGUGCACAGGCGGGAAUUUCAAGGAUGCCGCCAAGCAUUUUUUACCGAUCCAUAUGAUUCGGAAGUGGUUGUACGAAAUGCUAUGUGGCUUGGAUUUUUUACACAGAAAUCGCAUCAUUCACCACAACCUGCACAGCCGCAUAAUCUACUUCACGGAAGCGAACUUUAAGGGAACCGUGAAGAUUGGCGGCUUUAACCAUAGACGACGGCUGGAAGUUCCAGAUGGUCUUGCGGCCAGGCAUGACCCCAGUUGUGUCUCCACCGAGGACGGUCGCUUCGUUGCUCCUGAAUUGGUUGAUGCGUCCGACGAUUACGAUAUCGGGCGACGAAGCGAUAUCUGGAGCGCUGGUUGCGUCGCACUGCAUCUGUUAACCGGGCAACCGCCACUGUACGUUGGAGCCAGAAAUCGACCCAUAAAGCUGGAAAUGGCUGUUGUGUAUUACUUGAACAGCAGCGAAAGAAACCUUGAUGAAAGACGGCCCUUCAUCCCGGAAUCCCUGCCAAAAAGCACCACGAACUUCGUCCUCCGAUGUUUAAAAUUUGAUCCGAAAGAGAGACCUCUGGCAUCCGAACUGCUUGGUAGGAACGGAGAGCUUUUCUUUUUUCAUGCCAAGCCGGAUAAUCCUCGGCGCUAUCAAAGCCAGGGAAUGCGACGCUUACCGCAAGAUACGUUAGAUUACUGGGCAAAAAACAUUAAAGUGUCGAUUCCUCGUCAAGGCGCUUCCUCCGGAAGCUUCUUAAAAUGUUGUGUGAGGUAACCCUAAUUUCGAGUUGGCAUAAUUAUGUUAUUUUUAAGAACCGAAGUUAUGUGCAUGACAAGAAAACUCGGCGUGAAAGUUUUCGAAGUUUUCAUUUUAUACGAUAACAGCAGUUUUAAAGACUGUGCUUUGGCGCCUACCGCCGUGUUUGACGUUCUACAUGUAUACGUACUCGGCAUAAAAAGUUCUUUCAGUGUGCAUGUCUAUCCCUUAAAAAGCUGUUAUUUAUACUAGAAUACUGCUCCAUUCGUUACAUGUUGUACUUAAUGUGGAUUUGUA